UUGCCUCCUCACACACACACACACACACACACACACACACACACACACAAUUUAGAUCUCACUGUUUUUCCUUCCUUCCCAAGCAAAAUAUCCAAUUAAAGUAGCCUUUGACACACUACCUUUCAUUUCAUUGAUGUAUAAACAUGUAUGCUGAAAAUUUAAGCUUCUAAAGAAACUUUUCACCAAACUUCAAGAAAAAAAACCUUUCAUGUUUACUUAUAUUUAUACUACUACAUGCAUCAACACACUCACUUUAAAAAUCACCCUUCUAUUUUCCACUCCUUUCUCACAAAAUAUGGUGAUGAUGAAACAUCAUAUUCUUUCUCUCCCACUUCUUGUAAUGAUUUUUUGCUCUUCCACUACCAUUUUAGCUCAGAAAACACCUGCUCCGGCACCAGAGGAUGCAGGCCCAACAGACAUUAUCAGAAUCCUCAAAAAGGCCGGAGGGUACACCACGCUAAUCCGUCUUCUCCAGACAACACAAGUGUCCACCCAAAUCGACUCUCAACUCUUAAACUCGAACGGUGGUUUAACCUUGUUUGCGCCGAAUGACAAUUCUUUUUCGAGCCUUAAACCUGGUUUUCUCAAUUCGCUUAGCGAUGAACAAAAGAACAAGUUGAUCCAAUUCCACUUGCUACCUACAUUUGUAUCCACGGCAAAUUUCGAUACUUUGAGCAACCCUGUGAGAACACAAGCUGGUGAUGACACUUUUAGGUUGGGACUGAAUGUAACAAGUUCAGGAAACCAAGUGAACUUAACAACAGGUAUUGUGAAUGCCACGGUUGGCGGCACUGUUUACACCGAUCGCCAGCUCGCGGUUUAUGAAGUCGACAAAGUGCUUCUUCCUCGCGAUUUCUUUGUUGCUAAACCUCCAGCACCGGCUCCAGCACCUGAAAAAGCUAAGGCAUCGUCGUCUAAGAAGAAAUCUGCUGAUAACGAUGUAGUUGCAGGAGACGAUGAUUCUACUUCUGCUGCUAGUGUGAAACAGCGGUGUCUCAUUUCUGUUCCUGUUGCAGUUGCUACAAUUAUAGUAGCAUUAUUUUCAUGGUGAAGAAGAUUAUAUAUCAAAGUUUAAAGAUCAUGCAACUGGGGUGGAUUAAUUGAUCUACAUUUUGCAGAUUUAUAUAUAAUGCUCUUUCAAUGAUUGUGUUGUUAAUUUUUCUUUAUUUCUUAUUUCUCAUAUGUAUGCUGGUGUUAUAAGAAAAAAUGAAUCUAUGCAAAAUUGAGAAAGCUUCAUAUGAAAAAAUUAAAUAUCUAGAACCUAUGUUAUUAGGAAAAAUCAUCUCAAUGAUAUAUAUGUUUUUUUUGAUUUUGUACAAGACCACCACUACAUUAUGCUAAAAUCUUAUGAGAGUAGGAGUGGGAUGAAUUGAUUCCAAGACCAAUUAUGUUUGAAAUUCUGUAUGGUAUUUGUUUAACUAUGUAAUGAUACAAAGUAAGUGACCAUAUAUGAGUUGUUUACUUUGAUUAUGUUGCAUGUUUUAUUUUUGUUAAUUCAGCUACUUUAGAAUAUUGGUUUUCUUGUGUUUAUAUUGUGAUUUCAUAUAUAUAUGAAUUGGUUUAGAGUC
Molecule: messenger RNA, 1568 nt
Organism: Trifolium pratense (red clover)
Lineage: Eukaryota; Viridiplantae; Streptophyta; Magnoliopsida; Fabales; Fabaceae
Product: fasciclin-like arabinogalactan protein 12
Exons: 1
Coding region: 209-1051 (280 amino acids)
Source: RefSeq, a predicted model, not a curated record